ACAGCGCCCGGGAGGCGUAAACAAGAAGUGAGAAAGUACGUCCAAACGCGUGUGCUAUCCCCCUUGACUGAGGAUUUGUUUCAUGAAAAACGUUGCCUAGGGGGUUUGUGGAUUACUCUGCAUGUGCGACAGGACAGCGCAAGGUGACCAUGAGAGACGGCACGCUUCUUUAAGUAGGAGAUGGCCGCCCCAGGCUGCAAAAGUACCCUGUCGUGGGUUGUGCUGAAGCGGAGCCUGUCUGCCUCUCCCCGUAGUACGUCGGCUGCGCCUCGGCCCCUGCUGCAUGGAAGCAAGCUGUCCGAGAGGCGAGCGACACACCCUGCAGUUUACCAAGCAACAUUUACUCAUCGUUAUCCAGUCUUCCUGUGUUUCUCUUGCCAGGAGUCCAUGAGCGAGAGCCUGAGAACGUGUUACCACUACCUUAACGAGACGAGCCGAAGCUUCGCUGCUGUCAUCCAGGCGCUGGACGGUGAACUUCGUCAUGCUGUUUGCAUCUUCUACCUGGUGCUAAGGGCUUUGGACACUGUGGAAGAUGACAUGACUAUCCCGCUGGGAACAAAGGUGCCACUGCUACAUAACUUCUACACGUUCCUUAAUGACCCUGAAUGGCGAUUCACUGGCAGUCAGGAAAAAGACCGGAAAGUCCUUGAAGAUUUCCCAACGAUAUCCCUGGAAUUUCGUAAUCUGGGUGCAGAAUAUCGGAAUGUAAUUUCUGAUAUAUGCCACCGCAUGGGAGUAGGAAUGGCAGAAUUCUUGGAAAAGAAUGUGCAGUCCAUGCAUGAGUGGGAUAAGUAUUGUCACUAUGUUGCUGGUCUUGUUGGCAUUGGACUAUCCAAGCUUUUCUCUGCUUCUGAACUUGAAGAUGCAGAGGUUGGACAAGACAUUGAGCUUGCAAACUCUAUGGGACUAUUUCUUCAAAAAACAAAUAUUAUUCGAGACUAUUUGGAAGACCAAAGAGAUGGCAGAGAGUUUUGGCCAGAGGAGGCAUGGGGUCAGUUUGUGGAACGACAUUCUGAUUUUUCUCAGCCUCAGCACCUCCAGUCAGCUCUCUCCUGCCUCAAUCUCCUUGUUACUGAUGCACUUAGACAUGUUCCACAUGUACUGAAAUACCUUUCCCGACUUCGAAAUAAAAGCGUUUUCAACUUUUGUGCCAUACCACAGGUAAUGGCCAUUGCCACUUUAUCUGCCUGCUAUAACAAUCCUCAGGUAUUCCAGGGUGUUGUUAAAAUAAGAAAAGGUCAAGCAGUUACUGUUAUGAUGGAAGCCACCAAUUUGUCAGCUGUUUGCACCAUCAUUUCUCAGUACACCGAGGAGAUUGCCCAAAAGAUUCCUCAGACAGACCCUUCACACGAUAAAACUCUGCAAAUUGUGGACGAGAUACGUGCAGUAAUUCAGUCCCAAGCACCUCUGGCGUCGCGGACGUUGCACCUCUCCCCAGUCUACCUCUCUGCCGCCAUGCUUCUUGCAGCCCUAAGCUGGCAAUACCUCAGCACAGUCACUGAACAGAAUGCCUCUGUUGGGGACACACAGGGACGUUAAGGACUUUUCAGUGACAUACGUGAAAUGUAUUCAACUAAAGUACAUACCUAACAUAGAACAGUCAAACAUUAUCUGUUUCUUUCUUGCAAAGUAAGAUGUGUUUUAUAUAAGAAAAGAGAAGAUGACACAUUCAUUUUUACUGGUGAGAAAGAAAAUGUGUGUUUAAUGCAUUUUCCGUUCACAUUCAGUGAAGCAAGCAGAAGAGAGAGGCACAAAUGAAGAUGUACACCUUUAGUGUAUUUAAAUCACUGAAUGUCCAAGACUCGGUUCUGUUGAACGUUUUUUACAUCUGGAAGGAGAUGGAUUUAGGAGCUUGUCCUGAUUUUCCAGCAUCAUUGCAAAGACCUACCUUUUAAAAUAUGUGUGGUAAAUCAUUUCUACACUGCCACAUUUAAAUGUUUCAGUACAUCUGUACAGCAUAUGUAUUUUUUUUGUUAAAAGUCUGUUUAAAAAACAAAAUGCAAAAACAACAAAAUCCUUUACUAUGAGUUAAAACUCUUUGGUACUUCUGGUAUGAUGCAGAAGGUGCUAUGGAAGAAAUUAAAGUAAGAUUUUUGUGUGUGUUUUAAAGAUUGUCUGUUUUAAAUCAUUUUUUUAACACUGAUUCAGUAGAAAAGUACAAUUUACUCAUAAUAUUGAUCAACUGGUCACUUUAGCAAACUUAAAUUGACAUUGUUCUUUGCAGCGCUUUUUCUUAAAUUAUAGUGGAUUGAAGCCAAGGUUAUCUGUGGUAGUGGUUUUGUUAUUAUUAUUACGUGGAUAAUAUUUGACCACAUCACUCCAGCCCCAUGAUACAGUGCUACUGAGAAGUAUAAUUAAUGGAGAGCUUUGAUUGUAGAAGCUUUAAGAAAUGUACAGUAUACAGACAGUUGGCUUGACAGCAUUGCUAUGUAAUGUGGAGUCAUGUUUAUAUGUAAAAAGAAAAAUUGAAUUGGUUAAUCAGUUUUCAAUUUGUAUAGUCUUGAGUGUAUUUUGUAAAUAAAUAAACAUGGAAAAUAAAAUGA
This is a messenger RNA of Polypterus senegalus (gray bichir), 2543 nucleotides long. It is a transcript of the gene fdft1, whose product is annotated as farnesyl-diphosphate farnesyltransferase 1. Lineage: Eukaryota; Metazoa; Chordata; Cladistia; Polypteriformes; Polypteridae. Gene Ontology annotation, cellular component: endoplasmic reticulum membrane. The transcript has 7 exons. The record is from RefSeq and is a predicted model, not a curated record. Gene Ontology annotation, molecular function: squalene synthase [NAD(P)H] activity. The coding region runs from base 181 to 1539 and encodes 452 amino acids. Gene Ontology annotation, biological process: cholesterol biosynthetic process; farnesyl diphosphate metabolic process.